Lingula anatina is the source of this 2511-nucleotide messenger RNA. RefSeq lists its product as uncharacterized. Gene Ontology annotation, biological process: tRNA-type intron splice site recognition and cleavage; tRNA splicing, via endonucleolytic cleavage and ligation. Gene Ontology annotation, cellular component: cytoplasm; tRNA-intron endonuclease complex. The record is from RefSeq and is a predicted model, not a curated record. Gene Ontology annotation, molecular function: tRNA-intron lyase activity; nucleic acid binding. Lineage: Eukaryota; Metazoa; Brachiopoda; Lingulata; Lingulida; Lingulidae.
CAAGUCUCCAUUCACGAAAGAGCUUAAAGACAAGAAACGUGUGGUGAAUCGAAGAGGCAGCUAAGAGUAUUCUAAAUAUUAUAUUUAAAAUUAAAUGGUACAUAGACUAAUAAUACCAGUAUGGAUAGAAGUGCACAAAGAGCUCCGAAACGCAAGCGCUGGUGCCGAUUACAGAAGGAGGCCCCAUUCCCUAUUCCAAUAGCAACUAUAACUAAUGAACCAGCAAGUGCCAGAAAUUGGUAUUAUUAUGAAGGUGAACUUGUGGGCACAUCAGUGUUCAUCAAGCACAGUGGGGACAUGAAACUUAUCUACAAUAUGGGUUUCUUUGGGAAGGGAACCACUUCUCGCUGGGGCAUCAGAAGUUUACAGAGCCGGGCUAGACAAGACAGGGACACUUUGCAAGUUAUGAAGAAACACAGGUACUUGCGCCACUGUAGAUGGAGAAAACAGGCAGAUUUCCAGGCAGGUAAAAUGCCAGCUGAAGAAUACAUAGACACUGACAUGGAGGAACAAAUGACACGGAGUCUAGAUCAAAAUAGAAUUGCUGAAGAUGGAAUGAAGAAAAUGAAAGGGGAAGAAAAUGUUAAUUCAGCUGCAUCAGAGGAUCAGGAAAAGAGCAUUUUCUCAAAGGGCAAUAGGCAUUCAAAACAGUGGGGGCAAAACAGUGCCCUUGGUAUGUAUAAUGAUGAAUCAGAAUGGGGUCAAGGCCAAUCUAAAAGCAAUAUAGACAGUAACAGUUCAGAUUACAAAUCUGAAAAAGAAAUGGAAUUAGCUCAAGGUGAAGGUCAUCCCAUGGACUGGAACAACAUAAGUGAGAAGGAAUCUGAGGACUUUUGGGCAACACCAGAGGUAAAAUCAGAAUACUCAUCAUGGGAUGCGGUAGAUGAAAAGGAUGCUGAAGAGUUUUGGGGAACCUCAGAUACAGAGGAUAUACAGGAUAAGAAGACAGAAUUAGGUCAAGGCCAGUCAAGGUCACCAUGGGGUAAAGGUGGCACAGAUACUGGAACUAUGUCAUGGGAUGUCUCUGGAACUGUUCAGAAUAACAAUGUUUUAGGUGGAGUUGGUGAAAUAGGCCAAAAUAAAAGCAAUACUGUAGUACCAUCAAAUAAAACUUACGCAUUAAGUCAAGGUCAAGAUCACUCAGAUGUCUCGGAUAAUAAUGAUUCAAGGACAUCUGCUGAAUUUUGGGCCAAUGUGGCAGAUGGUGUUUCUAAUACAGACGGUUCACAUGAAAAUAAUAAAACAGAUUUGUCAGAAAAAAGUACCAUUAAUGACAAAAGCACUGACACCUCAACUUCCAAGUCAAGGUCAGAUCACAUGCCACAAGAUGGCAAUGCUUUGGAGUUCAGUACAGGAACAACUCAUGGUCUAAAAUCACAGAAAGAUUCACAGUUAUCAAAAUUAAAUAGUGAUAUUGUAUCAGACGAAAAUGAGAAAUCACAGCAGGCUUUUAAACAGUCAGACAAUGGAGAAAACUGUGAGGAUGAUAAUAUAGUGGAUGAAAGAUCACUGAUGAAUGACCCAGGUGGUGAAUUAUAUGUUGUAGAGAGCAGUGAAGAGGAGGAGGAGGAUGUCACUAUGGCAACAAGAUUGAAAUGGAGGCCGUGUCAGAAAAGGGAAGAAUACAAAGUCAAAGAAUAUUUGUGUCUUAGUUUAGAAGAGGCAUUUUUUCUAUCCUAUGGUUUAGGUUGCCUCGUUGUACAUGAUGAAUCUAAGAAGAAACUAAAUCUGACAGAAAUGUGGCGCAAGUUUUGCUCAAGACAAAAGAAUUUCCUGAACAACUACAUUGCAUAUCAUUCCCUAAGAAGUAAAGGAUGGGUGCCAAAAACUGGAAUUAAGUAUGGGGCUGAAUUUAUUCUGUACAAACAGGGCCCUCCAUUUUAUCACUCCUCCUACUCCGUGGUGGUACUUCCUGUGAAGGAAGAAAACUUGGAACAAGAGAAGCUGCUCUCCUGGACCUCACUGGCAGGGAUGAACAGGGUCACUGAACAGGUGUCCAAGGAAGUUUUGCUGUGUUAUGUAAUACGACCAAGAGGAGUAACUGAUGAGGAUCUUAGCUCUCCAGCUUGCGUUCCAAAAUUUAAGAUAAUGGAGGUCAUAAUUGAAAGGUGGGUGGCGCCACAGGAGAGAGAUAACCAAGGAGAACAGCAGUUUCCAUGAAGGCCAGACCAGAGGGAUAUGAAGAAAAACAAUAAUCAGUAACUUUGGUUUACAGAAUAACAAAAUAUGACUUUUUAUACAAAGUCGGAUCAUGCUAUGAAUUUUGCUGAAAAAAUGUUAUCUACAAAGAACACAAAUAAAUUAGUUUGGUGUGACAGACCUGGGAGAAAAAGAAACCCAAGCGAGCAGCAGUCAUUAAUACUUUUCCUCAGGGAGUGAAAAAUUCUUAAACGUGAUAUAGAAUUUCAGAAAUAAAGAAAAGUGUUUACUAUAUUUUCUUGGGCAAGUUGCCUUUAGGUUUCCUCUAAACCAUUCUUUCUACAAAAUGUGGUGGAAGGUCAGUAAUUUUCC